AAAAAUGCUGAUAAGUUAAGAAGGCUCGUGCGAUUGAAAUCAGCAAACCCUAAUCAAGAAAGGUCCAGGCGUGCUGGUUUCAUGGGUCUUUUUGGACACAGAGUUGAUCUACUUGAUCACUAUGAAAAGAAGCUAGAAGAUAUAGAAGAAAAUGUAAGGGCCGAACAAUCUUCAACUCUGGGAAAGGAGGUAGGAGCUGCCUUUGUAUCUUUCAGGACACGUUUUGCUGCAGCUGCAGCUAUACACAUGCAGCAAGGUGUAAAUCCCACACAAUGGGUCAGUGAGCCAGCUCCUGAUCCAGAGGAUGUGUAUUGGCCUUUCUUUUCAGCAUCAUUUCUAAAGAGAUGGAUUAGCAACUUGGUUGUCAUUGUAGCAUGUGUCCUCAUUACAGUGUUAUUUCUUAUACCCGUUUUAAUCGUCCAAGGGCUUACACAUCUUGAGCAGUUGGAAACCUGGUUUCCUUUUUUGAAAGGUUUACUUAGAAUAGCAUUUGUUAGCCAAGUGAUUACCGGAUAUCUUCCUAGUCUUGUACUUCAGCUGUUUCUAUAUCUUGUUCCAUCCAUAAUGAUUAUGCUCUCAUCCAUACAAGGGUACAUUGCUUUGAGCCAGAUAGAGAAAAGUGCAUGCAUCAAAGUUCUGUGGUUUACUAUAUGGAACAUUUUCUUUGCAAAUGUGCUCUCCGGAACAGCUCUCUAUCGUGCUGAAAUUUUUCUUGAGCCCAAGAAAAUACCUGCUGUAUUAGCUGUAGCAGUUCCUGGACAGGCAACUUUCUUUAUUGCAUAUGUGGUUACAUCUGGAUGGACCAGCACUUCUUCAGAACUUUUUCGUCUGACGACCCUCAUUUUCAAUUUUAUAAAGAGAAAUAUUUGUAGGAAAUUUGAUGAUGAGUUUGAGGUCCCUUCAGUUCCUUACCACAGUGAGAUUCCCAGGAUUCUUUUGUUUGGCCUCCUUGGUAUAACAUACUUCUUCCUCGCUCCCCUAAUUCUGCCAUUCCUCUUGGUUUACUACUGUCUGGGAUAUCUCAUCUACCGGAACCAGCUGCUUAAUGUUUAUGCACCCAAGUAUGAGACUGGUGGAAAGUUGUGGCCUAUAGUGCACGAUUCGAUGAUCUUCUCCUUGAUACUGAUGCAUGUUAUAGCCAUUGGAAUAUUUGGGCUAAAGAAACUUCCUCUUGCUUCAAGCUUAAUAGUUCCCCUUCCAAUCCUUACUCUUGUGUUCAACAGCUAUUGCCGGAGACGUUUCCUACCUAUGUUCAAGUCUUAUUCUGUCGAGAGCUUGCUAAAAAAGGAUAGAGAGGAGCAAAAUGAUCCUACAAUGGCAAGUUUUCAUGAUAGAUUAGCCACAGCUUAUCAAGAUCCAGCACUAAUGCGUGCCCGAUAUUCUGGAAAUAGUGAAAGUAUCAAUGCUCCCCUUCUCCGCACUUCUGAAGCUGAUACUUAGGAUGUAAUUGAGCUAUUGCUAGUUGUAGUUAUGUCAUACUUUUAGUUGGCAAACAUGUGAAUUUUACAGGUUUGUAAGAUGAUCUGAUUAUGGGACUCACCAAUACGUAGUUUUGAGUUCAAUCUGCUACUCUGUAUAACACCAUCUUUUAGUUGUGCGAUUGUUCAAUGAUUUAGCUCGAGUAAUAAAUUAUAUAGUUUGAGAUUUGCAUGA
Nicotiana tabacum (common tobacco) is the source of this 1653-nucleotide messenger RNA. The record is from RefSeq and is a predicted model, not a curated record. Lineage: Eukaryota; Viridiplantae; Streptophyta; Magnoliopsida; Solanales; Solanaceae.